AUUUUAGCGCGGAGCUUCUUUUCCUUCCAUGUAAAAUCUUUAACCAGUCAGGGCAAUUUUUGCAGUGGUGAAAAGACGCAGGUGUUGUUGUUGCAAGCUGUGCGAGCUAGCAUGUAGUGAGUCUGUAGGUUUUUUUUUCUGUAUUUGCAAUAUGAAGAAUGGAAGAAGACGAUGUUACUAUCAGAGAGCAGAAUUUCCACAGCCAAGUCCGGGAGUACAUCAUUUGCUUCCUCCUGUUUGCAGUCCUCUACAUUGUCUCCUACUGCAUCAUAACCAGAUACAAGAGGAAGAGUGAUGACCACGAGGACGAAGAUGCUGUUGUCAACAGAAUAUCAUUAUACUUGUGCACCUUCACCCUGGCAGUGUCCGGUGGUGCCGUCUUCCUACUACCUUUCUCAAUCAUUAGUAACGAGAUCCUCCUCUCCUUUCCCAAAAAUUAUUACAUUCAGUGGCUCAAUGGCUCCCUCAUUCAUGGUCUGUGGAACCUGGUGUCACUGUUCUCCAACCUUUGCCUCUUUGUCCUGAUGCCCUUUGCCUAUUUCUUCUUGGAGUCUGAGGGGUUUGCGGGAUCGAAAAAGGGCAUUAGGGCGCGUAUUCUAGAGAGUUUUGUGAUGCUCUUCCUGCUGGCUUUGCUCAUCUUGGGCAUUGUGUGGGUGGCAUCAGCGCUUAUUGACAACGAUGCAGCCAGUAUGGAGUCACUCUACGAUCUUUGGGAAUUUUACCUACCAUACCUCUACUCCUGUAUAUCUCUAAUGGGAGGACUGCUUUUACUUAUGUGCACUCCUGUGGGAUUGUCCAGGAUGUUCACGGUCAUGGGCCAGUUACUAGUGAAGCCAACAAUCCUGGAGGACCUGGAUGAGCAGAUUUACUGCAUCCAUUUGCAGGAGGAAGCCCUUCAGAGGAGAUUAAACGGAUCGUCCACACACACAUAUACUCAAGGAAGCCUUGCUCACCAGCUCAACAAAGAACUGGACAAUAUUAGAAAUCAGAGGAAUAAAUUGGAGAGAAGAAAGAAGGCAUCAGGUUGGGAGAAGAACUUGUUGUAUCCCAUAGUGAUGCUGAUCCUGCUCGCAGGAACGACAAUCUCAGUUCUAAUGGUGGCAUUGAAUAUCCUCUACCUUCUAGUGGAUGAGACUGCCAUGCCCAAAGGAUCCACGGACAGGGGCAUCAAGAACACCUCUCUGUCCACAUUUGGCGUGGCUCAGGCAGCGCUAGAGAUCAUCCUCAUGUUCUACUUGAUGGUGUCCUCUGUCGUUGGCUUCUACAGCCUACGAGUCUUUGAGGUACUCACUCCCAGGAAGGAUGACACAACCAUGACAACGAUCAUUGGUAGCUGUGUGUCCAUCUUGGUCCUGAGUUCAGCCCUGCCAGUGAUGUCCAGAACUCUUGGUAUCACCAGGUUUGAUCUCUUGGGAGACUUUGGGAGAUUCAAUUGGCUGGGAAACAUUUACAUUGUUAUUUCAUACAACCUGCUAUUUGCGGUCGUGACGACACUCUGUCUUGUGAGAAAAUUCACCUCAGCUGUACGAGAAGAGCUUCUAAAGGCCUUAGGUCUGGAUAAAUUGCAACUGUCAAACAGCCCCACAGACCCUGAAUCUGGGAAGCUCUCGGCCAACGGGCAUCAGAAAACUCUGUGAAAGGGACGAUAGAUCAACACACACACACGCACCCCUACACACCUUAGCACAGCCAAAGGGAGAUUUCGACAGUACUGCCUGACUGCUGAAAGGUGAAAGGGAUUGGAAGGAACUUAAUAAACCCAGGCAGUGUCUGACGGAUGCUGCAAAUGGAGGCUGAGAGCAAUUUAGCUUCGUGACAUUCCAUCCUCUGCGUCUCCGAUGGAAGCUGGGGCAGAGCCAAGGAUGAGACUGAGGAGUGAAAUAGACUGGCAUCACUGCAGUGACCUUGAUGUUGACCUCAACCGUGACUGUGACUUUAAACCACCCAUCUCUUGCUUCAGGGGCACUCCCCAGCAUCGCUACCUGUUUUUCUUCCACAAACUCCUUACCACUGCACUAGACAAAAGCAAGAGGGUAUAGCAGGUGAAACAAUGCACCUUGUGUCUUAUAUCUAAGUAAAAGGCAAUGGGUUAUUUUCCAUCACCCAGCUCCUCCUCUGUACUGUACAGAUCUGUACUAAAUAGACCCCCACAAUUCAGUUAGACUUAUUUUUUUAAAUGUCAGUACAUCCACAGUUAUCAGUGUCGGUGAUAAAUGGAGCAUUUGCAGUGUAUGGUCUGUAAUCAUUGCUCUUUGAUUGAUAUGUGAAUGACAUAAAGGUGUCGAUGUGUCAUUUUUUUUUAUUUGUAUAAGCUCGAAAUGUGAAAACAACAAAAAGGUGCUUUGUGAAGCAUGAAAGGCGUCAUUUAUUCAAAACUCAUCACAGCUAGUACAUUAAACGGCAAUACAGUUCACAUAUGCAUUAGCGCUGUCAUUACCUAUAGGAUUUUAGCACUCGUGCUGUCAUUUGUCUUUUUAUUUUGCUUUACUCAAGUGCGCUUCAACUUUAUUGAUGAUGUCAUUAGUUUGUCUGAAGUAGGGUAAAAACUUAUUUUAGGUGCUCUAGAUUAGACUUCAGCUACAAAUGGGAAACUACAUGGGAGUUCCACUGAGCAGAAGGCUGUAGUUUUAGAGCUGAUCCUGUGGUUGUAUUUCCUAAAAUAUUAUGCACAUGAUAAGAAAAUGUCAUCACAUUUUUGCUCAUCCCCCCAAAAUGUCUAUUAUAAAUUCACAGGGCACAGAAAAAUGUGUCCAUUUUUGUAAAUGUUGUAUUUACAUGUACAUUAUAUUGUUUCAUACCUCUUUUUCAUUAUUUGUAUGUAAAUAUUGAGCUCUCAUUGAGCCCACUGAGGGUCUGACUCACUAAGCAAUCUGUAUUUUAUUGUACAUAUUUUUUUUUAUAAACACCAAAAUCCAAUGCAAACCUGUAACAGUCUUCACGUACAGAAUGCAUAAGUGAAAAAUUUGCAACUUUGCAGUCGAUAGCAGGAUUUGGUGACUCAGGCCCCAUUUACAUGUUGUAUUGCUGCAUAAUCUUCUGAACUGUGAUGUUCUUUGUCUCCAGAACCACCUUAAAUGCCUUAAACGACAAGCGUCUCGCAGGCUUAAUCUUAAGGUUGUUUCUUGUUCUGUGUUUAUGUACAUGUACACAUGUGUACAUUGUCUUCGGACAGUUCCACUGUGAUCCUGUGUACGAGUUUCUAGUCGAAAGCUAGCUGGAUAUAACAUACGCGUUGCUUUUUGCCAUGAAUGUUGUCACAGUAGCUCUUUUCUAGUGACAGGCUCCAUUUUGAGAUUCAUUCAUUACCCAUAAAACUUGAGCACUUGCUAAGAUAGGGUUGACUGAUUGAAUUAUGUUUUUUAUGGUAUAAUAGGUGGCAUGUGUUUUCAUGGUGACUACAUGAUGAUAAAUGAAAAAGGACAUUUUAAUUUAUAUAUGCUUUUGAAACAUUUUAUUUCUUUGGACAGGAUGUUUUACAUCAAAGAUGCCUGUCAUUGGUUGUUGCUACAUUACAAAGACUGGAUCUGAAGAAAAUUUUGCAACUCUCAAUCACAAAACUCAUGCUGAAGCCAUCUUCUCAAAUGAGCAAAUCGGACCAGAGAAUGUUUUGUAAAGAGUGAUUUAUACAUAUACAUUUUUUUUAUUUUACCUUUAUUUUACCAGGAAAGAAAUCCAUUGAGAUUUUUAAUCUCUUUUACAAGGAUGUCCUGAGAUGAGAGAUAUACAUACGACUCUUACCAUCCCAAACCACAUUCAGAUUUUGAAAAAUGUAUUUUCAAGAGUGCAGGCUUACCCAAAUUAUACUGGAAGAUACAUUUGGUCGAGUUUCUGGCCUGUUGGGUGCCAUUUCAGUUGUUUAGUGCGUAUCUACAGCCAUGUUAUUGACCGUGCUGAUCAUUGAAUACUGUGAAAAAUCAAGAUGGCCCAAAGUACUGUGGCAAAGCAAAUAGGAUGACACUGUAAUUUGGCAAAAGAAAAUUGUAGCUGUUGGAUGAAUUAGUGGAAGUAAAAAGAAAUUUAUGACUUUCUGGGUGAACUACAUUAACUCAAAUGGCUUGAGGUGAAUAUUUGUCAUAGCAUAUGUCCACUCAGCUCGGCUCUGGGAUGUGUCAUACCCCUAAUAAAACAUCAAAAUCCUACUCUUUGCAGUAGCUUCCGAGGUAAGAACUGAAAGGGCCAUUUUCUAUUCAAGCAAGCUUUCUGGUGGCCUUUACAGUACAUCUGUGUUGUGUGGGGGUUUCAAAAGUGUAAAUGAAGCAGCUUUCUGUCUGUAUGUCAGUUUGUCUCUGCAUGUAAUUCUUGGUAAGUUGUUUAUAAAUUGGGUUUUUUUUUUGUACAAUUUCUCAGUUUGCUAAAUGUUCUGUUAUUUUUGAUGUUUGUGUGUUUUGCAAAUAAAAGUAGAAAAAUGCUUUGUUGA
Messenger RNA from Micropterus salmoides (largemouth bass), 4417 nucleotides. RefSeq names its product limb development membrane protein 1 (gene lmbr1). Gene Ontology annotation, biological process: signal transduction. The coding region runs from base 159 to 1637 and encodes 492 amino acids. The record is from RefSeq and is a predicted model, not a curated record. NCBI's taxonomy places the organism in Eukaryota, Metazoa, Chordata, Actinopteri, Centrarchiformes, Centrarchidae. Gene Ontology annotation, molecular function: transmembrane signaling receptor activity. The transcript has 17 exons.